Messenger RNA from Sphaerodactylus townsendi, 1864 nucleotides. RefSeq lists its product as uncharacterized. NCBI's taxonomy places the organism in Eukaryota, Metazoa, Chordata, Lepidosauria, Squamata, Sphaerodactylidae. The transcript has 2 exons. The coding region runs from base 428 to 1528 and encodes 366 amino acids. The record is from RefSeq and is a predicted model, not a curated record.
CUUUCCAACUCUAUGAUUCUAUGAUCCCAAUCCACUGAAUGAUGUGAAGGAGCCCAGGUGAGGCAUCUCAUGCUUUGGGGGAGACAUCAUCUGUAGGUCGGGUCUGAGUCCCUUGCAUUGCAUUUAUGUAUUUUUUUUUAUUUCGAAAAUUUCUAUGCAGUCUCAUAUGAGGAAGCAAUCCCAAGACACCUGACAUGCUGCCAAGCCCAGUGAAUUUCAAUGGACUCAGAAGGGUGUAACUGUUCUUAGGAUAUCACUGCUAGUGUGUCGAAUGUUUUCUGCCAAAGAAUUGCUGUUUACCUGUACAGUAAGGUCGUUCUUGCAUUUUUUUCCUCUUCUCUCUCUUUAGUCUUGGAACAUCUUGACUCCUUUCCUGAAGAGAACCUAUGGCUCUUGCUUCAAGAAAGGUGGCACAUGGCUCAAGACAAUGAAGGCCCUCUCCAGCAGCAAGAAACUGUGGAAGGAUUCGGUGUUGAUCAAAGGGCGUAAGAAAUCACCCGGCCUGCGCUUCCGGUGCAUCCUCGACCCUGUGAAGGUAACUGUGCAGAUGGGUAACUCCAGCGAGGCAAAGGUCUGCUGGCCCAGGGACGGUAAGAAGAAAAAGACCUGCUACUACAGCGAGGGGUCAAGCCAUCAGGACACAGACGACAAGAAGGCCAGCUGGUACAGGACACAGCAACAGCUCCAGAAUAGCCAGUGUAGCUCCCAAGCCUCAGACACGGAAACCCCACAGCCGGCUUGCCCAGCUGGAUCUGUGGCCUCUUGGGUGCGUUUCAGCUUCAGAUCUCCAGAGCGUGCGACGGAGGACGGGAGCAACUCGGCCCGCUACGGGGCUUUUGCACGCAACCACCAAAGGGCCACGGGAGAUAAACAGCAUAGUUUAGAGCUGGCCGGAGAAGGUGCCCAAGGACAGAGGUUCCUGCAACAUUCUGUGGUUUCCAAUGCCGAGCAAGUCACUGCCCACCGUUCGAAUUCUCCGCAGCUCAACAAUCAGUCCAGUGAGACCAACUUUAUCCCCAGCCCCAUUUUACCAGGACCCAGACGAGUGGUCUAUUCUGCUAUGGCUUCCGAUACGGUGUCCAGAACGCAUCUCAACGGCGAGGAUUACGCCUACCCACAUUCUCCUAGAGGUCCCCAGAACCGUCUGGGGCUAGAGUGGCACCGGCGUCUGCCAGUCGCGCAGCAAGCGGAAGUGUACGUCUACCUUGUCAGCCCGUUGCCCCCCAGCCCGGAACACAACCCCGAACAGGCUAACCAUCCCUCCUCAGUAUCCCAGACCACUCCUGGCAAGGACAUGCUGACCAAUAGGAUCUCCUUCAGCCACAGCAGAGGAAGCUCCAGCCAAGGGCCAGCAGGUCAGGGCAGCUCGGAUGGCCACAAGCAACGCAAGAGCAUCUGGGAGAGAAAGCACCAAAGGAGAUCGCUGCAACCAACGUUGGAUUUUGAAAAGCUGGUGGGAAGCAGCGGGGGCGCCAGCCUGGGCCAUCGGGGAGGGCUUGAUGGGGCCCCUCCCACCAUCGCCAACUGAAGUUACUUUCCAAUGAGGCUGGUCACCUGUUAAGCUCCUGGCCCUUGGAAAGCGGGUGAACUGCUUUGGACAGGGGUAGAGAAAUGUCAUUCUCUGUAAUUUCAUUGAGAACCUCUAGGCAUGCGUGGGUCAAAUAAAACCAAGGCAAAGCAGAAAUAUUUCUGUGCUGGAGCUCCAAAGAUAGCACCGAUAGGAUAAAUACACACAUGAUACAUCUCUCAUACAGACUUGGGGAUCUCACCUCAACCCUUCUAUUUUAUUUAUUUGAUUCAAUUCAUAUGCCGCCCUCUCUCCCCGAAAGGGCUCAGGGUAGCUUACAAUAAUAAAACAUAACAU